ACUCGGUCUACAAUCAACGGAUUGCAUUGUAAUCGGGUGAUGUAUAUUUGUUUCGGUAAUAAGAUGGAAUAUUACUGGAAGAAGAUAGAGAAAAAAUGCUACUUUUGUUAGAGUGACGGGAAAGUUCGAAGCGAUUGCACCUAUUUCCAUAUUAUCUUUUAAACCAAUGUAUUAAACAGAGAUGGCAGAUCUCACUUUAACUAACAGAUUACCUAUAUGAGAUGAAUGGUGGAGCUGAGAUGGUUAUGGGAGCAGUUAUCCUACCACCAUUUUGGAAUGAAACUGUUCAGAAACGAAAAGUUUAUAAGCAUUGCAGUAAAAAAAAAGUUCACGUUAUUGAUCGUAUUUCAUUGUUACCCAUUUUGCCUUAGCAAUGCACUUAAAAAUAUCGACCAAUGAAGAAUUAAGUCAUAACACUCAUAAUAAGCUCAACAUACAGGGUCCGCCAUCUAACUUUUUUUUUUAACUAGCGGUUAUUUCGACAUUGGUAAUGUCACUUCUGAUUUGACAGAAACUUAGUUUUAUCUUUCCGCUGAACGAAAAUGGUUGUGUAUACGCUUGAGGAACGCGUGAAAAUAGUUCAGUUUUACUUUGAAGAAGACGCCGAUUUUUGCCAAAAUAUCAUUCUCUCGAAUGAGGCACAUUUUCAUCUCGGCGGGUAUGUUAAUAAGCAAAAUUGUCUGGGGGACGGAAAACCCGCACGUUAUCAUGGAGAAGCCGAUGCAUCCUCAGAGAGUGACGGUUUGGUGCGGAUUUUGGUCUGGCGGCAUCAUUGGAGAAAAUUUUAAGUUGUUCAACCUCAUUGGAAUCACUGACGAUUGCGAUUUCCUGCAGAAGCAAACUGGUGCGAUGUCAAAAGUAAGAUACUAAACUCAUCCAAGAGCUUUGUUAUCUCCUUCAGCUGCAAAUAUUCGAUAGUAAAAUUUUAUUUCAGAAUAUCGAACCGAACUACAUUUAUUACAACUAGACAUUCAUGGGACCGUUCAUAAACCACGUAGACCACAAUUUUAACUACCAAAAAUAAUCAUGCUCUCGUGCAGGGUUAUUUUAGAUAACGAAAAAGUUAAAAUAAUUAGUGAGAUGGUCUACAGUCUUAGGUUACUGUCAGAGUGAAAGCGUCUAGUCGCGCGUGCGAGCUAGUUGCAUUUUUUCAAAGCAAACCUGUCAGAGUGAAUGCGAUGCGAAAACAGUACAUCGCAUUGAAUCGCUUCGCUUCGGUCCGCGUUCCGCGCUCACUCUGAUAUCAACUUUAGUGUUACUAGAAAUACUUAAUAAGUUGUCGAGAUGAAUUUUGUUUUUCAACAAGAUGAUACUACAAGCCCCAAAGUGAGCGCAGGAAUGCACUGUUUGUAUUGAAAGUUAGUUUAGUUAUAUCGUUAGCUUUAAAAGUCGUUCACAGGGAGGUGUCAUCAAUUCUCUGUUAAUACAGAUACACAAGGGGAAAUGAAAUACAAUGAUUCUCAAACGUCUUUACCGGAUGAACGAUAGGAAAGAGAUAUUUUCCCCAAAUUCGCACUUCAGCAAUGCUAUACAUUUUUUUUUAAAUCUGACUUGAGAAUACAAAAUUGAGACUACGUAGACUUUGUACAAAACCCCCCUCCACGUAGACUUUCAUGAAACAACCCCCCGCCCUCCCCUCAGAGAGUCUACGAGGUUUAUGCUUGGCCCCCAUCGCCGUACUCUCCGUAUCGACCUCUUGCUCAGAAUAUCUACAUCAUGAAUCAAUUAUGAUUAUUAGAAGUCAUUGACUAGCCGUUUAACCUAUUAAAUAACUAGGUCAGUUGGCAUUGUAUAAUUGGCUUGUAAAUAUUUUGGAUCAAUUACUCAUUCGGAUCCCUGUAAUCUGUUCAUGUAGAACAGAAGAGGUUUUAGCUUCAAACUAACUUAGCUCCAAUGGGUUUUUUUCUACUACACAAUAAAUAAUAAACCACAAUAAACAAUCUAAUAAGAAAGUACUUCGUGUAAGGGACAUACAAGAAUUGAUUUUUUUUUCAUUUCUUACUAAACAGACCCACAUUCAUUAUGCAAAGUCUUAAAGUCUUCUUCUUCUUCUUCUUCCUUUCUGGUUGGCGUCACCUCACUUGAGAUGACGCCGAAUUGAUGGCACAGCAACUAAGGCUAUAUUGCCAGUUAAUUUUCGUUUAUAGUCCAGUGGACUUUCUUUUCACUUGACUACAAGCGAAAAUCUCGCUGUGUGGCUGCGUCGAAUCGUCAAAGUACGGCUGAAAAUCCUUUCUUUCUUGCGAAAUACUCGAAUUUUCCCCGGACUAACACGAUGCAACGUGCUCACCCGUUGAGAGUUUCACCGGAAGUCAUCUUAAAGUCUAGUGUCAAUAAGCUUCAUUCGUCAAUCUAAUUCCGAUAAUCCAUAUCUCGGUUAAUUUUUCAAAAGGGUGUAUUAGCAAGUUUCUCUUUGUUUACUUUCUCUUCUAUAAAUUACCAAGCGGUUUCCACGUUUAUCACUCAACUCUUUGCAUGAAAUGAUACCCGAAACUUUCAACUUUCAAACAGAAUAGUGAUAUCAAAGAAAAUCUUCUUCUUCACAUCACAAUAAUCAAAAGAGAGAGUUAUUAAAGAGAAACUGUCACUUGCUUAUAUGCCCCAAUGAAAAAUCAACCGAGAUAUAUUUAGGACUGAUAUGGGGCCAUUCAUAAACCACUCAAACCGAACCUUGACACUUUUGAACCCAUCCGUCAUAGAAUUUCGUAGACUUUUCUAAAACCUACCCACCCCCUUCCUCCGAAAGUCUACGUAGACUUUUCAGAUUCACUGAAAAUCAUUGAAAACAAUUUUCAUGUUUGAGAACACGAAAGUUUUUUUCCGGAAAAAUGAGAUAUUUACUACGUAUAAAUAUUAGCACUGUCUUUAGUGACUAAGUAAACCGAUUUAAAACUUUUUCUUCCCAACUCUUAGGAAACAUUAAAAAGCUCGGAAACGAAAAACUUAACGCGUUAUAGAAGCGCAAAAGAGAGCACAAUGAAAUACUAUUAAACUUCUUUUUUCUUUCAAUAUGGAUUGAGAAUUGUGCGAUUGAAAAUUUCGAGCUCACGUGCGAUUUAAAAUUAAUAACUCACGUGUGAUCGAAAAUUAAGAACGAUAAGACUCACCUUUACAAGAAAUUUGACGAAAACGCAUGGUGAAGUUUGAAGGUGUUUCAAAACGAAUCUCCAAGUUUUUUCGGUAGCUAGCACCAUAAACCAGUGUAGAUAUCAAGCAUAUCCCGCUUUACCCCAGUCCGAGCUUUGCCCCUGCCCGCGCUUUGUCCCUGUCUCCGCUUGGCUCCCUUUGCUCUACUUUCUUGCGAUAUAAAAUAAAAAAAUUUUUUUUUUCUUUUUUGCACGAAUGAGGCUAUGACCAAUAUAGCAACAAUAAGGAUUCGAUCAUAAAAAACCUGUUUUAAUCCACCUAGUGGUGUAAUGAUGCCUUUCUCAUAUACAUAUAAUAUUGUGGUAUUCUAUUCAAUAUUUUUCUCUUCGAUUUUUGAAAGAAACCAAGAGAUUGUUUGUGUAUAACAUAUAGAACAAAACAGUGCUUUGAUUGCGUAGGCCAUCCUUAAGAAAACGAAGUGGGUUCACUAUUAUAUGCACUUCUGGCACCGGAACCCGAGAACCGGUAUAAUCAAAGUCGGUUCGUACGGCCACCAACUAACAUGACGUACAAACUCUACUAGUACGCACUCUUAAUUACGAUUUAAAUGUUUGUUGCAUCCGAAAAUAUGCAGUAAUUUUUGGUACAACCAUAAGACCUUGCAAUUGACCCUAAGAUUGGGAAUAACGGUUUAGUAUCCAGUUUAUAGCACUUUUUACGGUUUUUGUUCCGCCGGUUUAAGUAACGGUGCACAAUAUUGAACACACUUUACCCUAUAACUCCGGAUCCGGAAGUCGGAUCCGGAAGAAAUUCAGGAAUUCCAUAUGGGAUCGGAAGACCUUUCAUUUGAGUAUAAGUUUGUGGAAAUCGGUCAAACCAUCGUUGAAAAAAGUGAGUGAGAUCCAUUUUGAUAUAUAUGACCACUACUUCCGGAACCGGAUAGCGGGAACCAGGAUAGCCGGAAUCGGUUUGUUUAGUUGCCUACUGAUCAUGACUAUCGAUUUGUGUAGUUUUGAGACCAGUUUAGGAAUUUUUUUAUGUAUUUUGUUCCGCCGGUUUAAGUAACGGUGCACAAUAUUGAACACACUUUACCCUAUAACUCCGGAUCCGGAAGUCGGAUCCGGAAGAAAUUCAGGAAUUCCAUAUGGGAUCGGAAGACCUUUCAUUUGAGUAUAAGUUUGUGGAAAUCGGUCAAACCAUCGUUGAAAAAAGUGAGUGAGAUCCAUUUUGAUAUAUAUGACCACUACUUCCGGAACCGGAUAGCGGGAACCAGGAUAGCCGGAAUCGGUUUGUUUAGUUGCCUACUGAUCAUGACUAUCGAUUUGUGUAGUUUUGAGACCAGUUUAGGAAUUUUUUUAUGUUUUUUGUUUCGCCGGUUUAAGUGAUGGUGUACAAUAUUGAACACACUUUACCCUAUAACUCCGGAACCGGAAGUCGGAUCCGAAUGAAAUUCAGGAAUUCCAUAUGAGAUCGGAAGACCUUUCAUUUGAGUAUAAGUUUGUGGAAAUCGGUCAAACCAUCGCUGAGAAAAGUGAGUGAGAUCCAUUUUAGUACAUAUGACCACUAUUUCCGGUACUUCCGGAACCGGAUAUCGGGAACCAGGAUAGCCGGAAUCGGUUUGUUUAGUUGCCUACUGAUCAUGACUAUCGAUUUGUGUAGUAUUGAGACCAGUUUAGAAUUUUUUCACGUUUUUUGUGUCGCCUGUUUAAGUGACGGUGUACAAUAUUGAACACACUUUACUCUAUAACUCCGGAACCGGAAAUCGGAUCCUGAUAAAAUUCAGGAAUUCCGUAUGGGACCAGCCGUAUGGGACCAGCCGUAUGGGACCAGCCAGGAAAUUCCGUAUGGGAUCAGUCAUCUCCGAGUAAACCUAGUGAGAUUAUUUGACACAUACACACAUACACACACACACACACACACACACACACACACACACACACACACACACACACACACACACACACACACACACACAUUGCUCAGCUCGAUGAACUGAGUCGAAUGGUAUAUGACACUUGGCCCUCCGGGCCAAUUUUCACUAGUCGAUUUUCCAAGUGAUUGCAUAACCUUUCUAUAUGAGAAAGGCAAAAAAUGUCUCAGAGAUGUCUGGCCAAAUUUUCACAAAUUUAGAACAAAUAAAUUAUAAAGUCUUUGUGGAUGUUUAGAGUUUCAAACCGUCAUUUUAAGUGACUACGUUUCAAACCGUUAUUUUAGUACGACUACAUAAAAAAUCUUCGAAACCUUGCUCGGAUCGUUCUCGAUUUAUAGGUCUUAUUAGUCAAUGGGCAAAGUUCUAAUCUUCAUUCACAUAUUAACGGAAAUAUUUCGAUGAUUUCCAUGCUUAUUUCAUCAAGGAUUUUUUAGUUUUGACAUUCAUUAACUCAUUCUAAAUCACCAACUCGAUAAUUAAUAAUUUAAUAUUACUCAUAACUGAUAUUGAGUUUUAAAAAUAGAUUCAAGGCUCUUUUUCCAAAACGUAAAAUUCUUUGCAAGACCUGUCAUAGCAUCAGUUUAAUUUAUGGCACAUCGAAGCAACUCACUUCCUGUAGUGUGAAUUGAAUGAAUGUACGGUCAGCUAUGAUUGAUUUUAAGUUGAUGGAUUUCAUUCAACUAACAAAAACAUGUGUCUACACUCAAAUAAUUUAUUCACCGGCAGAUAAUUUUUCUCUGUUCAGUUUACCUCGGACAAUGCUUCCAACUACAUUGCAACUAUCGCUACUAGUUUGUCAUUUGGCGUCCAUGCAGGUGACAGCAAAACCAAGUGGAAUUUGCACACAGCAUCGAGAACGGAUAAAGCAUCACUUUUACGCUGUUCGCCAUUGUCAACGAUCGAAUCAAUCCAUUAUCGGACUAAUCAAUACAAAUACGGUUCAAGACUGUGCUGAAUUCGCGAGAACAAAGCAAGGUAUGGCAUUCAAUUUCGGACCCGCGAAUCGAGUUCGAAACAAUCUGUUUGAUACGAUGGAAUCCCACAGUACCAAUACCGGAGGCACAUCAUCGUGGUCAUCAAAAAAAGAAGACUCUACCUCUACUGAUCCGGAUGAGUUUUACAACUGUCAGAUUCUAGAAUGUCCUGAGUAUCAGAAUUUUUCGUCGAUCGUGAACGAUACUCGAUUCGAUUACUAUAGCUUGUACAGUAGGCCUACUCCUUCCAUAAAUGCUACUUGUCUGCCGUCUAUUGGAAUGUUUAUCUUGGAUGACCGAAAACUAAACUAUUCUCAGGCAUACAAUGAGUGUCGGUCAAUGAGUGGCAGUCUGGCUCAUAUUGCUAGUGAAGCUAGAACGAAUAUGAUUGCCAGAAUGUGCGCUGCUCAGGGUGAUGUUGUGAUCAAUGGAACCUCAAAUAUUACUGAUCCUAACGUUUAUUACGUUGGCCUCAAUGAAACUGCACGACAAAAAUUUUAUACUUCUGCAGAUGAACCAUUGGAUUGUUUCUUGUAUAGAGCGUGGGCCCCGGGUCAUCCAAGAAAAACUCGACAACCUAGCUGCGUUGCUAUAUCGACCAACCGUUCGUGGACCACACACAACUGCAAUCAGCCGAAACGAUUCGUUUGUGAGUUGCACACAUCCGGUCCACCCAAACAUGAAGUACAACUCAAAAGGUAAUGCUCUGUAAAUCGACCCAAUAACCGAAU
Molecule: messenger RNA, 6722 nt
Organism: Malaya genurostris
Lineage: Eukaryota; Metazoa; Arthropoda; Insecta; Diptera; Culicidae
Exons: 3
Coding region: 5647-6693 (348 amino acids)
Source: RefSeq, a predicted model, not a curated record